Molecule: messenger RNA, 2480 nt
Organism: Xiphias gladius (swordfish)
Lineage: Eukaryota; Metazoa; Chordata; Actinopteri; Istiophoriformes; Xiphiidae
Product: tumor necrosis factor receptor superfamily member 5
Exons: 8
Coding region: 353-1291 (312 amino acids)
Biological process (GO): immune response-regulating cell surface receptor signaling pathway; positive regulation of endothelial cell apoptotic process; defense response to protozoan
Cellular component (GO): membrane; external side of plasma membrane; CD40 receptor complex
Molecular function (GO): CD154 receptor binding; antigen binding; transmembrane signaling receptor activity
Source: RefSeq, a predicted model, not a curated record
GGGAAAACAGCAGACAAGGGUCACUGGGGUUUUCCACUGUGUAGGAUUUGAAAAGACGCGAGAAGUAGGUAAGGCAGAGUGAGGAGGGGCAACGUGUGUAGUCACAGACAGAUCAGACUGUAGAAAGAGGGGAGACAUAAGAACUUGAGCGCCGAAUGAGUGAACAUCAGAAAAAGAGAGAGGCAAAAAAAUUUCACCGUCAGUGAUGCUCUUUGAGCUAAGACAACUUAAGUAGCUCUGAUUUCACAGGUUCGGAGCAGGUUUAGAGAAAGAGUAUACAGGUAGACGAUCAUUAUAGUCUUAAACUUACAUAUUUUACACGCAGGUGGUGGACUAAUUGAAUGGGCUAUAAAUGAUGACUUGCCAAAGUGAGGAUAUGUACAGUGAAAAUGGACUAUGCUGUGAUCGCUGUCCUGCAGGAACGUAUAUGCAAGCUCAUUGUGACGGCACAAAGGCGACGAAGUGUGGUAAAUGUGGACAUGGAUUCUACACCGCCACAAAUAAUCACUUGAACAAGUGCCAAGUCUGCAGUGAGUGCAGUUCCCAUAACAACCAAAGGAGAGUAAAAGACUGUACACCUACUGAGAACACAGUGUGUGAGUGUAUCACUGGUUACUACUGUAGUAAUGAUCAAUGUGACCACUGCCAGCGAGUGAGCCAAUGCCCUCCGGGAAAGGGAGUCAAGGUUCUAGCCACUCGCACCAACGAUACAAUCUGUGCUCCAUGUGAAGAAGGGACCUACAGCAACGUAAAAGAUUUCUUGUCACAAUGUAAAACACACACCAGCUGUGAGGACUUAGGGAGAGCGCUGAAAACUCCGGGAACCGAGCAAAUGGAUACCAUCUGCGGUGACCUCCUACCCCGUUGUUCCUGGAUAUUGCCGGCAUGCCUGUGGUCUGGACUUGUCUUGACCGCACUCGUCCUGUUUGCUGUUGUCAUCUGCAGGAGGGCAAAACGCAGAUCCUACAGUGCAGCCAGCUCCGGUGUUCCUGUUACUCUGGUAGAGAUGGUUCCCGCAGCGCUGGCCACCUCAAUGGAUCUGCCUAUAACGUCCACAGAGCUGAACGGCCACUGCCAAGAGAGCUGCACCGUGGAGAACUGCAAGUUACCAAUUUUUAACCCAGAUGAUAAUCUGGUCAUCCGCAGCAUGAACAGCAGCCCAAUAACGCGACUGAAGGCCUCAGUCUCAUUUGCUGAAUCCACUCACAACAAUGGAAGAGCAGGACACUGCACCAGCAACUUCCUCAGGAGCUACUCGGAGCCACAGGAGGACGAGUGGUGUGGGACAUAAAAACGUAAAUAAACAGUAUACUGAUGGACCUUAGAGUCCCUCUCUGGCUUGGAGAUAUCGCGACUUUGUUUACAAACCUUAAACUGUAACUAUUUAUACCAAAAAGAAAAAGUUGAAGGUGGCUGAUAUUUUGUCGCCUCCUGCAGGACUUUUAUGAGAACUUCAACUCGGAUGAUGUGAUAUUUUUGUUUAGGUUUUACAAUGAAGACAGCAGCUAAAAAUCCCGACAUAAAGUUACAAAGAACAUUUAUCAUAUGAACAGAUUUAACUGUUAAAUGAAAACACUGGUGCAGCUCUUUCCUAUUGUCAUUCCCUACGAUGUGAAUUUCUCUUAGAUAGGAGCUGUUGUUGUCAGCGAAUGCAAUGAAAAUAACAAAAUCAACAACAAAUUAAUCUUACUAACAAGUAUAGUCUGUGUAGUCAAAGUCUGAUAUAUUUUAUUACUUUGAGAACGAUGGCUCAAUUUUUGUCCAAAAACCGUAAACUGUAGGUUAUUUUGACUCCAUUCCAAAUACAGUGUCUUGCUGCUGUAAAUAUGUAUUCAUCUGCAGUACAAAAUAGUCCCCAACAAACGCUCUUUUGACUCCUUUUUGGGUAACAUUUUCUAAAAACUACGGUGCCCAUCUCUCACAGGAAAUAACGGUAUAUAUUUGUGACCUGUUUUUAAAGAUUUACAUCUUUAGCAGGAAUAAAUGGGCUUUGGGCUCAAAAAGUAAGUCAUAAAGUAAAAACAAACUAACUAACAUGUUGUUGGUUUUGGACUUUUCAUUAGUUGUCAAUAAGGAAAACUCCAACUCCAGUAAAUGUUUCAGGUUAAGAAUUAUUCAUUUAAAAUGUUAGAAGCCAAAAAAAAAAAAAAAACUCUCUGUCUUCAUUUUAAGUAUACUGCAAUGCCAAUUUUGCCCGCUGAAUUUAAAUAUUUAUGAAACUCCUCGAUAUGCAGCAACAAUACCACACACACACACACAAACUGAGGACUGAGUAUAAUGUGAUGUAUUAAAGAUCCAGCAGUGAUGCCCGACAGAUGUCUGAUUUUUUUGUAUCAUUGUGAAGAUAGUGCAAUAUGAGGAGUAUGUUGGGAAUGUUUACACAAGUCAAGAGUCAUUCUGCUCUGCUGCUCUCUUCUCAGUUAGUACCAUCAGACAGAAACAGUUAACAUGUACAUAACAGUAUUUUCACAGAUAUUCAG